UCGCCGGCUUGGGCCUCGUCCUCCCCGGCUUUAGCGGGCGGGGAUUGUUUGUGCGGGCAGACUGCGGCUCCCCCCUGCUGCCGGGGCUUUGGCGUCGAGAAGGUUCGCGGGUAUCGCCCGGGGCCGCAGCCUCCGGGACAGAAAUUUCUCCAAAAUAAAUAUUUAGAUACCUUCUGAAGGAGUAUGUUAAACCAAAGAAAUUGAGAAGAUGGAAACUUUGUGGAAGCUUUCCUAGUUCCUUCAGCAGAUAGUACAAAAUGAAUGUCAUGCUUGUAAAUGAGGUAAAGCUACUCUAUAGCCAGAGCUAUUGAGUCUGAAGAAUGGACUAAUGAAGAUGUGCAGCAAAAUGGGUUGAGUGCGGAACUACCUUAGUCUGUAAGUAUUCGUCUGUGAUUAAAGAGGGUAUUUUGCUGUUUUUGUUUGUUGGAAUUGUCUAUCAGUUCUCUUCUGUUGGGAGAACCUAGAGUUGUGACAGUAUUUUACAGUAAUAUUGUGGGUAUUUCUUCUUCCGUGACUGCUUUAUUGAGACUUAUCUGAAUUGUAGCUCUCUCAAACAUAUAUCUUGUCAUAAGUCAGCAGACUUGUUGGAAUAGUAAUGGCUUUUGAGAGAAGACUUACUUUUCCUGUAGAGAAAACUGCAGUUCUAUUCUGAUUUGGAUCAUGAUGGUAUCAGGUUCUCAGAAUUGACUUUCAUUAUUUAUUCUUUAAGGGUAUGUGUUAUUUUUGUAGCUAGUGUUCUUAAACUGAUAAAUAUUCUUCACUUUUUUACCUUCAAUUUUAUGCAGCAGUGCUUACUCCCUUUUUUCCUCUUUUUAUGUAGUAAUCUUUUAUUUUCUUACCAUUUGCUAAGACAGUUGGUGGUCAUGUUUUGUUUAACUGAAGUAAUUAUCAGUUAAUCACAAUAAACAGUUAUUCUUCAUUAUAAAUGUUUGUUUUGUUUUUUUCAGGUGUCAAUAGACAACCUCCAUGAGCUGCUUUUAUAAGGGUGACUCCUGCAGAAUAUCAAUUGCAUGUUGUUUGGAUUAAGAUAAAGCAAUUUAAUUCCACAUAGCAGGGAGUUAUAACACCCCAACUGCAUUUUGGAAGUAGCCAGAAUGAAUAGCUAUAUAGUGUUCUUUCACUUUUCUGGGAAAGUGGGACCAGCAGUUCACAGUCAUUGCUUAUAGAGUGUCAAUAGGGGGUGGAACUGGAGAAUCCGAUUUGAUGGCCUGUUUGGUCUGAUGUACGUAUUACUGUCAAGUUGCCUUCACACAGUCAUGUGUUGGAAUGAGGAUUGCUUCCAGACUGAUUAAUUUUAUACCAGUCACUUGAGAGGUAUAGGGUAGCUUUCUCUGCUAGAGUUAGGCUUCCUCUAGACUUAGACACUAAGACAACUGGAGUUAGUAAUGUUCUUGAGAGCUGUCUUGGCUGAUUGAAUUAUCACCUUCAGUGACUGUCAGCUUUUUUUUUUGGUACAGAUUCUGUCUGUUACACCUUGUUGGAAGCAGAACCCACACUCACUGUGACCCUAUGCACUGUGACCAGUAGUGAUCUCUGAAUUCCUCCUUCAGAGCAUUUUUGAGUCCCCGCACGCUGGAAAGCCUAGUCAAGAAGCUGGAGAAGGAAGAGAUGAGAGUAUUUUUAUGGCCAUGAUGUAUUCUGUUUUUGUCAUGUUGUCUUACCAGUGCUGGCUGAGCUGAAAAUUUCUGCUGCUUGGUGCGAGCAUGUAUAAAAGGAAUGACUUCAUGGCCAACGUGAUGGUCACCACUCCAGAGGGUAGUAGCAGCUCUGAUUCUCUGGAAGGGCGAAGUUCAGAUUAUGCCAAUAAGAGCUACGAUGCAGUUGUAUUUGAUGUAUUAAAAGUAACUCCUGAGGAGUUUGCUAGCCAAAUUACAUUAAUGGAUAUGCCAGUAUUUAAAGCUAUACAGCCCGAGGAACUGUCCAGCUGUGGGUGGAAUAAGAAAGAAAAACAUAUCCUUGCUCCAAAUAUUGUUGCCUUCACUAGGAGGUUUAACCAGGUCAGUUUUUGGGUUGUACGAGAAAUAUUAACAGCACAGACGUUAAAAAUAAGGGCAGAAAUACUGAGCCAUUUUGUGAAAAUUGCUAAAAAGCUUCUAGAGCUGAAUAACCUACAUUCUCUUAUGUCUGUGGUGUCAGCACUGCAAAGUGCACCCAUCUUCAGAUUGACCAAAACCUGGGCUCUGUUGAAUCGCAAAGACAAGGCCACUUUUGAGAAACUAGACUACUUACUUUCUAAAGAAGACAAUUAUAAAAGAACACGCGAGUACAUCAGAAGCUUAAAAAUGGUUCCAAGUAUUCCAUAUUUAGGAAUUUAUCUCUUGGACUUAAUCUACAUUGAUUCUGCAUAUCCUGCUUCAGGCAGCAUUAUGGAGAAUGAACAAAGAUCCAAUCAAAUGAACAAUAUUCUCCGAAUAAUAGCUGAUCUGCAAGUCUCCUGUAACUAUGAACAUCUUACAACACUACCCCAUGUACAAAAGUAUUUGAAGUCUGUCCGUUACAUUGAGGAACUUCAGAAAUUUGUGGAAGAUGACAAUUAUAAAUUAUCAUUAAGAAUUGAGCCAGGUAACAGCUCUCCUCGACUGGUUUCGUCCAAAGAAGAUCUCACAGGUCCAGCUGAAGUGUCAGCAAUUAUGAAAUUCAGCAGGAGGCCAACAUGUCCUGAUACCUCAGUAGCAGCAAGUCUAUCUACACCUCCUAUACCAAGGCACAGGAAGAGUCACAGCCUGGGAAACAACAUGAUGUGUCAGUUCAGUGUGGUGGAGAGCAAAAGCGCCACUUUCCCGACGGAGAGGCCACGCCACCUCCUGGAUGACAGCGUCCUAGAGUCGCAGAGCCCGACCCGCAGCCACAUGCUGAACUCACUUUUCACCAAUGGCAUUUCCAUAGAUAGCAGUGAAAGCUCAGAAUUUAGUGAGGAGCUGUCAUCGGGGCUUGAAAGGGGUCGUUUAUAUGCAACGCUGGGGCCGAAUUGGAGGGUGCCAAUCCGGAAUUCUCCCAGGAGUCGAAGCUGUGUCUACAGCCCAACAGGAGCCUGCAGCUGCACAUUAGGUAGUUCCAUGGGAGUCGUUUCAAUGGAAGGACCCCUAAGAAGAAAAACAUUGCUCAAAGAAGGCAAGAAACCUACUCUCUCCUCGUGGACUAGAUACUGGAUUAUGCUUUCAGGAUCAACUCUUCUGUACUUUGGAGCAAAAUCUUUAAGAGGCAAUGAAAGAAAACAUUAUAAAUCUACACCUAGUAAAAAGAUCUCCAUUGUGGGCUGGAUGGUGGCACUGCCUGAUGACCCUGAACAUCCUGAUAUUUUCCAGCUAAAUAACCCUGACAAAGGUAAUGUUUACAAGUUCCAGGCUGGUUCAAGAUUUCAUGCAAUAUUAUGGCAUAAGCAUUUGGAUGAUGCGUGCAAAAGCAACAAGCCUCGGGUAAGACUGAGAAACUCUCUACAUAUUUUACAGAAUUUUGCUUUUACAUAUUUUGCAGAAAACCCUUAAUCUUUUAAAUCUGCAUGCACGCACAGUCCUGUGGGGACAUGUCAUUUUGUACAUUGAUCCAGUUUUUCAAUAGGAGGAAUAAAAGGUAUUUAAAACUACAGAUUACCCACCUGAAACCAAGAUCAGUACAUGUCUGCCUAUAAGUUUGGUGACAUUAACAGCAUACAACCUCUGUAAUUGCAGAUUCAAGUAGUGAGGUAGCCCUGUCUUUACUUCAUCAUGAAGGGGCUUCAUCAUGAACAAAGAAGGUAGCCAACAUACUGGCAAUUAAACUGAUGACUGGGUUUAUAAGUACCAUUGAAGAGAGUGUCCUAUAAAAUGCUGUUUGUCCUUUAUAUAGCAGCUUCAUUUUUCAGGAAAAAAAAAAAUGUUCAUUGUUGAAAGGUUUUCAAAGGCUUAUAUUAAUAGGAUGCUCAGCCACACAGGAGGUAUAACAGGACACAGCUCAAGAAUCUUAUUUAUGCAUACACACACAUCCCAUGUAUACUAAUAACUUCUUAGAAUACUUGAACUGGAUUUGGAGUUAUGGGGUUAGCUCGCUUUUGGACCUGUUUGAGACUGAUGACACUUUCACACUGAAUAAUGUAUUAUUGUCCCACUGGAUUUAGAUUACAUACUGUGGAAAUUUUUCACUCAGACAGUGGUGAGGCCCUGGCACAGGCUGCCCAGAGAGGCUGUGGAUGCCCUGUCCGUGGAGGUGUUCAAGGUCGGGUUGUAUGUAGUCCUGGGCAGCCUGACCUGGAGCCUGGUUUAGUGGUUGGCAGCUCUCCCCACAGCAGGAGUGUUGGAACUAGAUAAUCUUUGAGGUCCCUUCCAACCUAAGGCAUUCUCUUAUUCUAUGAUUUUGUAACCUUGCAGCUUCCCAAUGCUGUAAUAUGCUGAGGAGCAAUAUACUGCUGAAUAAUGUACAUUCUCUUCCAGGCACCUGCUAAUCUAAUGUCAUUUGAAUAAUUUGCUCUUACCUGAUGUGACUUCAAGUGCCAAACUGAAGAAACAAGCUAUUGUUCUCUGAGGAAGAGGAGAAAAUAAUAGUUUUCCUGAUGUGAGCCAGCCACAACUAUUUCAGCACUUUCCUGUGUGACUUGAAAGUGAUUCUGACACAGCUUUUAAAAGCAGAAAGUGAAUGUUGUCCUUAGAACCACAUAUAGUUUCAUGCACUGAGUGGACAUAGACCAGUUAAAUGGACAGAAGAUUAAUCCUGGAUUAAGGAAGGAUUUUCAGCCUUCUGUGGUCACAAACUGCCCCUGAACUUAUGUUUGACUACAAACUGAGCACCAUAUCUUCUAUCUUGCCUAUCCUUUUUUAAAUUGCUCUUUUUAUUGUUAAGCUGCUUUGUGUGACUGAAGAACAUUUGGCCCAUGUUGGGUUUCAAUUCUUUCUAAUGCACAAAAUAAUUGACAGUGUUAACUUGCUGCAAAGUGUCAGUUAGAAUAGAAAAUUGUGGAACAACAUUUUUAUAACCUAAGUGCACUGAGUUGCUUUGCGAUGUGGCUGCCUCAGGUUUUGUAUCAAAUCUCUGGAUGAUUCUUUUGUUCAAAUUUGAGCUAUGCGGUAAAAAUGUAUUUUGGCACAGAGCAGUUAUUUUUAUUUGGAUACAUUAUUCUGGAAUACCUUGACAAUGGAUUUAAGGUGCAUGGUUUUAAAUUUAUGUUGCAUUAAAUGUCUUUUUUUGUUCUCUUACUAGCCAUAUAACUGUCACAGUUUGGUUUUUUGUUUGUUUGUUUUUUAAAUCUGAAUGCUGUUCAUCAUAAAGGGAACUGCUAUUCCUUGAUACAGAGAAGCAGAUAAUCAGGUCCUACGAUACACAUUGCUCUGACUCCUCAGAAUGAUUCCAUAACAUUAUUUUCUGUUCUGUCUUUCUGUUGAUUACUCAACCUCACUCAAUUCUAGUACAUGAUGCACUUUUAUGGCAAUAUAGUCAUGGUACUGCAUUUCCAAAAUCAUUAUGGUAAUGGAAGCUAGGUAGUGUCUGGUAGUGGAACAGUUACAUAGAAGUCUCAAUGCUUACAUCCACAGAAUUUAAAAGAGAAAAAAAACAACAACAAAAAACAAAACAAAACAAACAAAAAAAAACAGCCUUCUCAUUAUCUGAGCCUGUUCCUGUAAAGGAGCUUGUCCUACAUCCAUAGCUGUAUCCCUGCUGUGCCCUGGCACAAAUGUAGUCAUAGUUCUUUUCUAUUCCCAUGAUAAGUUCAGUGCUUUUUUGGUUAAAACCUCUUCUGCUGUAAGGCAUCACUAAUUAAACUUCAUUAAUCAUAGGAAGAGCAAAAUCUCUUCUGAGUUUCCUAAGACUGCAUAUAGGAGAGAUUUGCAAGCCAACGUCUAGAUUACAGACCAUGAAAAACUGAAAGUCAAUUUAAAUGAACAGAGCCUGUAUUAGAACAGUCUCCAUCAUAUUAGCGGUAUUUGUUCUGUAGCCUUUUGUAAUUUUCUGAAUUUUGAUUUUGAAACUUCUCUAACAACACCAAUCUGUAUUGUUGAAUGUAGCUCCACUGUAAUUUUUGUGUUAUUUUGAGUGUUUGACCUGAGAAUGAAGCCUAAAGCAUACCAACUUUUCAAAAAUAAUACAGUUCCUGACAGCUCCUGGACAUAGGUCCUGGGACAUGAAAAUUGAUGUAAAAUUGACAGAUGUUCUUUGAUGACACAUGAGUUGUAUAAAAAAAAAAAAAAGCAAAAUAUAUCUAUUUUUUUUCUCCUUGCGUGUUAAAUUAUGAUAACAAUGGACAAAGAAAAACACAAGCAUCUGCAAAGGCAGAGCAUCCAGUGCUAUUAAUGUAAAAUGUAAAUGCUUUUGAAUGUAGUGAAUGAGUAAAUCCAUUAAUUAAAAACUGUUAAAUUAAAACUGUUAGAAUACAUAAUUGGAAUUAUUCUGCACCUGUGUCCUUUAGUGAUUAGUUCUCAACAAAAUUAUUCAUGAAGACGCAGGUUACAUGGAUUGCCAUUUUACUGAGUAUGCCACCUAUAGCCAUGUGUAUUGUGUUUCUUUUUAGCAUCAAUAUGGUUUGAACCAUAUGCAGUUUUGUCACUAUUUUAGACUGCACUUAGACCCUUAAAGCUAAGGAUAACUUGUCAGUCCUUGUGCAGACAUGUAAUUUGUGUAAAAAGGGGUACUGGAACUCUGCCAUAGCAGAAACAUCCCUGCAUUACUGGUUUUGAGUGUGAGCUACCGAAAACUACCCCAGAGGAAACUGGUUCUUUCUUUUAAGUCAUGUUUAAAUGCAUCAUCUAAUCCCGUUGCAAAAUAAGUCUUAUUUAUUUCUCUGACUGUGGAAAACUCUAAAAUUCUUGUGAAAUAACAAGCUAAACAAAUCAAAUGCUUCUGUUCUGCGUCAGCAUGCAUUUGGCCAUCACAAGCAAAGGAAAACUUGUCUGAGAUCAUGUCAAAAAAGUCACAGAAAGUCUGUGCUGAAAGAACGGUUAAAAUAUUGCCCAUUAUACUUUUUAGAUGGACCAACAAAUAAAUACCUAAGAAAGAAGGUAUUGUCUACCCAAAUGAAAUCUUAACUGUAAACAUCAAGAAUGGUGACCAAAAAACAAAUGUGCACGUGAAGUUUUAUUUUUAAGUUACUUUAUUAGCAACCUGUCUUAAAUAUAAGUUAAAUUUAAAAUGGAACACUUAUUGGCAUAAUGUGGAUGUAUUAGAAGCAUGUAAACAACCACUCAUUCCUAGUGUGAUGUAGCAGAAGACAACACCAGUGACAUACUGUCCAGCGUAUUGGAGUUGAGAUAAACUAGUAGAUGUCAUGACAACUUUCAGUUAUGUCUAACACGCCUCCCUUGGAAAGAAGAAUGAUUGCCUGUACGCAUUCAGAACUUAAUAGCAUUUUAGGCUUUAAGUGUCUCUAAAGUUUUGUAUAUGUUACUAUAAAAUUCUUCAAAAAGAUGCUUUUAUUCAAAAUUAUGAGCCAUAGAGCCUGUUGGACAAGUUACAAAAGGAUCGAUUUUCACUUAUUUUAAAACAGAUUGCUAACUAAAAAGGAAAUGUCUUUGACAGAAAAGUUCCAAAAUAGUGUGCCGUGAAUGGGUGGAAACACUUAUGAAUGAUUAUUACACCCAUUUAUUUAUCAGAGAAAUAUAUACAUGGAGAAACAAUACCCUUCAAAUAACCCUACUCAAAACCUUGGAAUUUGGAAGUGUCUAAGAAGAGCUUGAAGUCCUUCACAUCAUUAUCAUUUGAAAGUAAAAAAUCUUAUGGAAGAGAGGUGAAUGUAGCAGAUAAUACACAAUAGUCACCUUUUCAGUAUAAUACAAUUGUGAAAUGGCUGUACAAUAUAAAUUAAAAAACAGAAUAAUGAAGCAGUGUAAUAAUAUUGUUAAAAAUAUCUUGAUCCAAUAUUAGAUGAGUUUAUGAGUAUUAAAUAGUUUGUAGCUACUGGUUAGAGGUUUUUUGUUGUCAUUUGGUAUCAUUUCCUCUCAUCAGGCACUUUUAAUGUGAAUUGAAAGCUGCUGUUGGUACACAACGUAUUGCAAAAAAGUAGUGAUUAAUACAGCAUUUUCUCAAAAAUAUCACCAACCAUGCAAGAUUUUGUCCAUCAAAAAGAAAAACUGCAAUAGUUGUACAGAAAUAGAUAUUGCCUCAUAUUGACUGUUCCGAGAAUUGUGAAGAUAUAAAAUGUAUUUAGGCAAUAUUAUUCCCUUAUUUAUCUGCAAUUUCAAUGUUACUAAGUGCCAAAAUAUGUUUGUCCAAGUAGCACUAAAAUGAGGCAAAGGUAGUAGUUUUCAAAUUGCAACUUACUUGUCAUAUUAUAGUCUAAACAAAUUUCAACAUUUUGGUUUGUGUGAAAACUGUUGCACUAUUUUUGACCGUAUUUUCCAGCAGUCCACUGCAUGCCAUUUGUGUAAGAAUUAUUUCUACAAUUCUUGUGAAAUGUCUCACCUGUAGUAACCACUAAACUCUAGCAUUGGAAUCUAGGUUUUUGGCAAAGUAUUUUGUUACCUCAGUCUUGUAUCGAUUUGCUGUAUUUUUCAGCUUGUUACAUUGAUAAUGAUUGUUUCAUUAGUUAAAUAAUAUUAAAAAAAAAGUUGUUUACUUUGAAAGCAAUUGCAUUUGGUUGUAAAUUCAAAGAUGUGCAAAGUAUGUAUGCUAUUACCAAUAAAAUAUUUUGGAAAAGCA
Numida meleagris (helmeted guineafowl) is the source of this 8598-nucleotide messenger RNA. RefSeq names its product Ral GEF with PH domain and SH3 binding motif 1 (gene RALGPS1). The transcript is spliced from 22 exons. Gene Ontology annotation, cellular component: plasma membrane. Gene Ontology annotation, molecular function: guanyl-nucleotide exchange factor activity. The record is from RefSeq and is a predicted model, not a curated record. Gene Ontology annotation, biological process: Ras protein signal transduction; positive regulation of GTPase activity. Lineage: Eukaryota; Metazoa; Chordata; Aves; Galliformes; Numididae. The coding region runs from base 1704 to 3485 and encodes 593 amino acids.